Botrytis porri is the source of this 249-nucleotide messenger RNA. RefSeq lists its product as uncharacterized. The record is from RefSeq and is a predicted model, not a curated record. The transcript has a single exon. The coding region runs from base 1 to 249 and encodes 82 amino acids. Lineage: Eukaryota; Fungi; Ascomycota; Leotiomycetes; Helotiales; Sclerotiniaceae.
AUGGGAUCCUACUUCUCGACUCCCCGUAUCCAAGACGACAAUGCCACCACAUCUCAAACCGCCAACUAUUCCAACUACAGAUCAUCAUGGUUCACCCACCCAUCCACAGGUGAUUCUUGGUCCGCAGGAUUCAUAAGCCCGAAUAAUACCACUGGUCGUCCUCGAAGUAAUCCUUAUUCUGGUAAUUAUCUUGAUCCGGGUUGGGUUACUCCGAUUGUUAGGAAUGGCAAUUCGAGGAGAUUUACUUAG